Alternaria ethzedia is the source of this 1437-nucleotide messenger RNA. RefSeq lists its product as uncharacterized. The record is from RefSeq and is a predicted model, not a curated record. Gene Ontology annotation, molecular function: protein kinase activity; ATP binding. Gene Ontology annotation, biological process: protein phosphorylation. The transcript has a single exon. The coding region runs from base 1 to 1437 and encodes 478 amino acids. NCBI's taxonomy places the organism in Eukaryota, Fungi, Ascomycota, Dothideomycetes, Pleosporales, Pleosporaceae.
AUGGCCUCGAAGAGCUCAAGUAUAACGGAAACGACGAAUGUCAGCAACGAUAGCGUGGCACCGCAUUCAACACCCCAAUGGCUCAAUGAGCUAGAACCGGAAGGUCCCGAAUGCUCAGACUACUUCAACGAGUUCAAGCGCUGGUGUAUUUCGAAGGAUAUCUCCUGGCUGUACCCUCCUGAUAGAGCUCCGUUCACAGGGUUUAUAAAAGAGAUGAAUCUGCGAACUUACCCCGAGGAUCCAGAGGGAUAUCCAGGCUUUCACCACGCAUUCGGCCUCUUUGUCCGCUAUUAUAAAGCCAGGAAUGGCAACCCCCCUGGAAAGCUGACGAUGAUGGACAUGUGUACGCUGCUUGAUAUGCUGAAUAGCAAGUUUGCCUCCACGAUAGCAGACGAGCGGUUUGCGAUCGAUGGGAAAGUCACCGGCGAUAAAGUUGGUGAAAAAUGGCGCAUCGCCUCGAAGCUGCAAGACGUUGACGGAAGCUUCAACCGUGGUAUUUACUUAGUCCACAACGAGAACAACCCUGAUAAUUCCGUACAGAUCAUGAAGACUCUUCCCCUACCCAGAGAUUAUCUCGGCUUCGCUGAGCGAGAGCUCGAUAUUCUCGGGACUUUGCAGCACGACAAAGUCAUCAAGUUCUUCGACGGUACCGCACCAAAGAGCAUACACGAUACGGCAUGGAUGAUCACGGAGUACUGCAACAAAGGUACGUUGUUUGACUUCCUCGCAAAAUAUGCCUAUGAGGCGAAACUUCCAGUACCUGAGCUCUUCGUUUGGAACAUCUUGGAGAGCCUGGUACACGCGGCUGUUUAUCUGCACUAUGGUCCGAAUGUACUCGAAAAGUUUGAGCAACAGGAGCCUGAAGAUGGAUGCCUGGAGGUUAAAGAAGACGCCUCUUGGGAUGUCGUAUAUCAUCGCGACAUCAUUCUGUCGAACGUCUUCAUCACUUCUAGUACCGGCGACAAGACUGAGUAUCCGAUCGUCAAGUUAGGCGACUUUGGCUGCGCCAUGCGGCAAUCAGAAAUUAGUACUUUGGACCAAGACAAAUAUCCAAAGGCAGAGGAAACACCGCGUAUGGACCCUGCAUACGUGCCACCGGAGGGUCAAUAUGGCACCAAAGCCGUCGAUGUGUAUCAGAUCGGCCGACUAACGUGGUGUGUUGUGCAGAACGUCGUGUCUCCUACCUGUCUGGACGAGAAGGCAAUGCUGCCUGAGAAUUUCGAAACUUCAGAGGAUGCGCCUUACUCACGGGAGCUACGCCGCAUCCUCUAUUCCUGCACGAGGGCCCGCGCUGACCUUCGAAUCGAUUCUCUGCCUCUAUUACGCCUUGUCCGGGAUACGAGGAAACGAUUGAUAUCUGAGAACCGCUUGCCGUUUGUCGAGCUCUACGUAUCUUUUGUUGAGCGUCUUUCUGAGUUCCUUGAAUUCGCCCGUUAA